Rhipicephalus sanguineus (brown dog tick) is the source of this 988-nucleotide messenger RNA. RefSeq names its product chymotrypsinogen A. Lineage: Eukaryota; Metazoa; Arthropoda; Arachnida; Ixodida; Ixodidae. The transcript is spliced from 5 exons. Bases 1 to 900 code for a protein of 299 amino acids. Gene Ontology annotation, molecular function: serine-type endopeptidase activity. Gene Ontology annotation, biological process: proteolysis. The record is from RefSeq and is a predicted model, not a curated record.
AUGAGUCCUGCCGAGAUCGUGCUCGCAUUACUGGCCAUCUCCUGUUCCAAUAUGGGGGCAUCGGCGUGGAUCAAUCCCGACGGAUGCGGCCAGACGCCCAUAGCCCCGCAGCUUGAAAGCCGCGAAGACAGGGUGGUCGACGGCCAGGAAGCCGUGCCCGGCAGCUGGCCUUGGCACGCGGGACUGCACAGCAGCCCUUUUUUCGAGAGCGCGUACUUUUGCGGCGGUGCGCUCAUCUCGGACCGCCACGUUCUGACCGCCGCCCACUGUCUCGAGUACCACGCGGCCGCAAACACCUUCGUUCACGUGGGCGCCCACAGUCGAAGCAGUCGCGACGUCACGGAGCAGUACGUGGGCGCCGAACACCUCUGCAUGCACGCUGAUCCAGAGAGGGACAUUGGAAUCGUCAAGCUUACCAGCAGCGUAAACUUUACGGACACAGUUCGACCAGCAUGCCUGCCUGAACCCGGUUCCGAACUGCCUGACCGCACGACGCUCUACGUCACAGGCUGGGGCCAGACAGACGAGGGGGAUCCCUCAUCGCGAGCCGAGCGGCUGCAGCAGUUGAGGACCAAGAGCAUCGCCAACGAGCGCUGUGUCAAGGAAUUCCACGACGUACCGGACUACCUUAUUUGUGGCUCUUAUGACGACGGCACACCUUGUCAGGGUGACAGCGGGGGACCCCUAGUGCGCAAGGGCGAUGACGGUGCCUGGGUUCUCCAGGGAAUCGUCCACAGGGGUGGCAAGCUAUGCAAAUCCUUUCAGUUCAGGGCCAUGCGCUACAUGAAGGUCUCUCACUUUGUCAACUGGAUCGACGAUUACAUGCGAGCCGACGCCGCGGGGCGCGCCGAUAUUUUCUGCGACAUGGCACCAAACUUCAAGCUUGACAGGGGUGUCUGAACGGUCGGCGCUCCGCACGGCUUCAGAGAAGAGCCUCACACAUGAGCCAAUCAAAGACUGUACAUCGCAGAUGGUGCAUCGUUUGACA